AUGACGGGGGCUGGAAGAGACAGAUGGACUGAGCUGGAGCAGGUUAACAUGACAAUAGCGCCGGGGGACAUGUGGUCGCCAGCGCGCUCUGUUUGAAGACCACACUUAAGCUCCGAUCGUCUUAUCCAGCUGUUUGCUUCUCCACUUGAGGCACUGCCUGUGGUUCCAAUGCUACCUGUAUAGGAGAACAGAAAUGGCAACAGGUCUCAAAACACUCUAGAAAAUUUGCCAAAACCACACCAUACCCUCCUGGGGAAGACGAGGCGGCCGCGAACAGCCUUCACUUCCCAGCAGUUACUGGAGCUGGAAAAGCAGUUCCGGCAGAACAAGUACCUCUCCAGGCCAAAGAGAUUCGAAGUCGCCACCUCUCUCAUGCUCACCGAAACUCAGGUGAAGAUCUGGUUCCAGAACCGGAGGAUGAAGUGGAAGAGGAGCAAGAAGGCGGCGGCGGAGGCCAAGGAGAAGGAGCCCUUAGAGGAGAAGCAGCCCAGAGACAGUCCCCACGGGACCUCGGAGCCCCUCUACCGCCCCUACGUAGCCUAGGGGGGGGGGGGCUCUUCCAAGGCCUAGGGCUCUACUGUAUAUAG
Messenger RNA from Nezara viridula (southern green stink bug), 587 nucleotides. NCBI's taxonomy places the organism in Eukaryota, Metazoa, Arthropoda, Insecta, Hemiptera, Pentatomidae. The record is from the annotation of a GenBank genome assembly.